Molecule: messenger RNA, 2724 nt
Organism: Sabethes cyaneus
Lineage: Eukaryota; Metazoa; Arthropoda; Insecta; Diptera; Culicidae
Product: pyridoxal-dependent decarboxylase domain-containing protein 1
Exons: 8
Coding region: 92-2506 (804 amino acids)
Biological process (GO): carboxylic acid metabolic process
Cellular component (GO): intracellular membrane-bounded organelle
Molecular function (GO): carbon-carbon lyase activity; pyridoxal phosphate binding
Source: RefSeq, a predicted model, not a curated record
ACAAUCUGGAUCUGCCACUGCCACAUAACAUUUUGGCCGUAGAUUAUGAAUAAUAUGGCUGAAACGCCUAGUGAAAUUGGCAGUACUCCUCAUGGCCUGCGUUUGGACGAAAUCCCAGCUUCAAACCUUGGCAGAACUGGAGGCACAAGCAUCUCAAGUUCUUAACCGUUUAGAAUAUGUAAAAGUUGCUUUAGAAGAGCAACAGCAGCAAUUAUCGGCGAACCACGGCUCCCUGCAACCGGAUAAAAAAACAACUGAUGAGGUGCUGACUAGUUUGGAGACAUUGAUUUCUCAUUUCGAUGUCGAAGAUGAGCCAGAAUUUAUACUUCCACCAUUGGAUGAUUUUUCGCAGUUAGCAGUAAUUACUCAUUCAAUAAGUGCCUAUCUCUCGGCAUUAGAUAAGCAACAUUUAAGUCGCGUUGUUUCUAAAGUGAUAGCAGAUACUAAUCGAUGGCUAAGUCAUAUUUUUCGAUUCAUGGAUUCCAACUCUAGUUACCAUCGUGACAACGCAGAGUGCAUUCUUCAUGCUGUUAGAAUGGCAAUAGCUAGCCGUCUACCGGAAACAGAAAAUCGCUUGGUUCAGCUGCAGAGUACUACGCUGUACGUUUCGGCGUCUGGGUCAUUGUUUGCGUUACAAAACGCUUGCCGAUUUCUGGGUCUUCCAGUUGGCAAUAUUCGUGUUAUUCCAUGCAAUUCGAUGCUAGAAGCACGCGGAGCUAUGGAUACUAUGGAAUUGCAGAAAAUACUGUCAGCCGAUGUGGAAGCCGGAAAAAUUCCCUUAUUUCUUAUUGCCGACUUGGGUUCUUCUGUUUGUGGAGAUGUCGACAAUUUAGCUGCAAUAAGAAACAUUUGUGCGAUAAACAAUAUUUGGCUGCAUUGUCAAGGUCAUUGUUUGGCAGCUUUGGCCGUCACACGGGGUACACUUGCAGGGAUAAAAGCCAUCCCGGAUUCAAUAACUUUGAAUUUGGGAACCUGGUUGGGUAUCACUGGAAUACCAUGUGUGCUGAUGUACCGCCAAGUAUCAGUAAAUAUUUUUACACUCUUCGAUGUCGAUCCUAUUUUAUCCAACCGUUUAACCGCUCUUGGGUUGUGGACCGUCAUACAAGUCAUGGGGGUGGACUCCAUCAGUGAAAGGAUUUACAUGGCUUUUGAUACGUGUCGACAGUUGUACGAAAUGUUGAAAAACGUUGAGGGCCUUAGGAUAUUAAGCAAAGCACCCCGCCAGGAAGCUGGGAAAUCUUACCGAGCUCUUUUAAAUAACCCAGUAUAUUAUUCCGUGCUAUUCGAAGCCGCUAUUCCUGUUGUUGUAUUUCAGUUUGAUGGCAGUUAUACGAACAAUGACACAGCAGAAAAGGCUGACUCGGUAUUAUCUCCGCCAAUUAUGUCUGUGCAUGCUCUUAAUGAAGGCACUUCAACCCAUAGUCUUGUUAACGCUGAAUCAGAUUCUAAAAAGGCAAACCAUACAAUUGAUAGAGCUAUUGAAAAAGUGUCCAACUCCUCGUACUAUGAUCGUUUAAAUGGGUGGCUUGGUCAAAUUUUGUUGCGCGACUGUGCCCAACUGAAUUUAGAAAUCGUAAACCAUCCAACAUUCGGUACUUGCAUACGUUACUCUCCAUUUUCCGCUGGAUACGGGGAAAUGUUACCAGCGAACGAAGUUAUCGACAAUGUAGCGCAAUUUAUCGAAGCACAAAUAGAAAUCCUGAUGGCUACCGUUAGGCACAAAAGUCGCUUCAAUGAACUCGUCGUGGAAAGCCCAGUAUUGCGCUUGAUUGAGUUAAAUGAUUGGGCUGGUCUAGGAAGUGUACAUUAUGUUCCCGAAGGUUGGGAAACAUUACUGACGGAUCAGGCAAAAACAGAACUUAACAGGCUAAAUUCAGCAUUAGUAGACAUGUUAAAGGCUCAUGAUAAUGCAUUCUCGCUGGGCGAGGCUAGUGAUGGACUGAUUUGUGUUAGGUUUGGCAUGGUUACUAGUGAGACCGAUGUAGAAGAGUUGUUGGACUUAGUAAUUCAAACUGGUCAAAAGAUACAAGAGAAUUCAAAAAUUCUUGACACCAUGUCAGAGAUACUGAAGAAGGGCAUUGAAGCAGCGACGCAUGAUUUGCAACGAGAAGCUGAAGAAAAACUUUGGCAAGACGGCAUACUACGGCAGGUCCCUUUGGUAGGACGAGUUGUAAAUUGGUGGUCACCUCCAGCGAAAGAAACGGGAGUUAAGGGAAGAAGUCUAAACUUGACCCAGGGAGUCGUUGAAAGCACAGAAAAUAUUUACAAGUAUCACAUGCAAAUGACAGCCAGGCAUCAUCAGCUACCAGGAAAUAAAAACCCACCAACGCCUCUGGUGCAAACUCCGAUUAGCGCUGAUAGUAAAAGUUUACAUUCACGUAGCGCAAGCUCUAGUAGCCAACAGUCCAAUAUUUUAGCAUCUCAACAGCCUUCGCAGCAGCAGCAGCAGCAGCAACAACAACAACAAUAUAGUAGUCAGCCUAGUACGGAAAAUGCGACAACUUGAAGACGUUGAGAGCUACUUGAAUGCAACGGUAAGAUAUUGUCAUAAUAAAAAAAACUUGUAUUUUUACCAAAGGCAUUAAAAUCCAGUUUCGAAGAAAAUCGGAUUUAUUCCAUUGCGAUAUGCUAGAGCAUGCCGUCGAUGCAAAAAUAUCUGUCAAGAUACAAAGAUUCAUUUUAGAAUAGAAAACUGUGAAGUGCAUUGUUUCUUAAGUUAUAAAA